Molecule: messenger RNA, 993 nt
Organism: Astyanax mexicanus (Mexican tetra)
Lineage: Eukaryota; Metazoa; Chordata; Actinopteri; Characiformes; Acestrorhamphidae
Gene: tyw3
Product: tRNA-yW synthesizing protein 3 homolog (S. cerevisiae)
Exons: 6
Coding region: 1-768 (255 amino acids)
Biological process (GO): tRNA methylation
Cellular component (GO): cytoplasm
Molecular function (GO): tRNA methyltransferase activity
Source: RefSeq, a predicted model, not a curated record
AUGGAGGAGGGUAAUUUAUUUAAGCAGUGGAAGAAACAGUGUUUAAAUAAGCUGGAUUUGAGUAAAAAGGGCAGUAUAGACAGAGAUAUCUCUCAUGUGGUUUCGCUUCUAAAUAAUUCGGAUUAUUAUUUUACUACAAGCUCCUGCUCUGGAAGAAUAAUUCUGAUUGAUGGGGUGUCAGACUGCACGGACGUACAGAAGCAGAACUGCUCCUGGUUAUUCGUCACUCAUGAGAAGUGUCAGAAAGAGGAUGUGAUAACAGCUUUGGAGAAAUCUUCAGGAGAUGCCGUGUUUAAGUUUGAGCCGUGUGUUCUUCACGUUCAGUGCAGACAGCUGGAGAACGCUCAACUCCUGCACUCUGUGGCUAUAAACUCGGGUUUUAGGAACUCUGGAGUGACGGUGGGCAAAAAAGGCAAAACUAUUAUGGCGGUGCGCAGCACUCACUGUCUGGAGGUUCCUCUCAGCCGCAGGGGUCGAGUUCUGGUUUCUGAAGAAUACAUAGAGUUUAUUGUUGAAACUGCAAAUAACAAGAUGGAAGAAAAUCUCAAACGAAUAGAAAGGUUCUACGAUUGUUUGAGAGCUGCACUGGAUCCAGAGCAGGUUAAUAAAAGCUGUUUAACAGAAGAACAGACGCAGAAGAAGCCGGUUUACAGACGCAGGAGGAAAAGAGCAGAGCGGGAUCGUCCUGAUUCAGACUGUGGGCUCCAGAAUCAGAGUGAAAAUGAGCAGCAGGAUGAUCUGGACUCUGAACUGACAUUAUUUAAUUAAUAUUAAUCACUCCUGUGCUUCUAUUGAAGGAUUUACAGUAUACAUGAUCUGUUUUAAAUCAGUUUUGGACUUGGUAUACCAGAAUUUAAGGCUGAACUGGUGAGUUUGGGGACUCAAAACAAACACAUUUCAUGUAUCUCUAACUAGGAAAUAAUUUCGCAUCAAACCUACUGUUAAUGCUUUUUUUAUGAUUAAUUUAUGCAGAAAUAAAUAAUAUUUUUUAAA